GGACUGGGAGUAUUUGCUGUGCAAGACCUUUGCGAAGGUCAAAGAUUGUGUGAGAUACCCAAGACGGCCGUCUUGUCAGUCCAGAACACAGGCAUAGCAGAUAUACUGGAGCAGCACAGGAUAAGAGGCGGCUUGGGCCUCAUCAUAGCCAUCAUGUACGAGCUGAGCAUUGGCAAGGAGUCUUUCUGGCAUGGAUAUCUCGAAGAACUCCACAAGCGAGAGUACCUCCCACUGUUCUGGGCUGAGCAGGAGAGGUCGCUCUUGCAAGGGACAGAGGCGGAGCACAGGCCGCAAGAGGAUGAAGAGCUUACGCAGGAGGAUUUUGAGACGCAUGUUCCUCCUCUGGUAGAGCAGCAUGCGGAUCGGCUGAGAGCAGAUUCUUUCACGCUUGAGAGCUUCAGAGUGGCAGCCUCCUGGGUUGCAUCCAGAGCCUUUGGAGUCGAUUCCUUCCAUGGAAUGUCCAUGGUGCCAUUGGCGGAUAUUUUCAAUCACAAGGCGGCCAUUGUACAGUUCUCUGAUGACUACGUCGUAGAACCCAACUGCUACGAACAAGAUAACUCCAGUGAGGACGGCAGUUCCCUUGCAUCAGGUCAGCCCUCAUUCAUACAGGCUCAGUGCUUUUUGUUUUUCCCCUCAGUUUUGUGCAUGACUGCGGAUGGAGAGGCUUCUGAAGAAGAAAAAGAAGAGGAGGAGCCUGAUGUGGACAUUAGUGAGCAGAAUGGGCAAGGGGAUGCAGAAGAAACACAAGGAGAGCAUGUGCGUGUGCAGAUCAUUGCGGCAUCUCCUGUGCCCAAGGGGCAGCAGGUACACAACACCUAUGGCGAGCUCGGCAACGCAGAGCUGGUGGUGAAGUACGGCUUUGCGCUGCGCCAGAAUCCCUUUGAAGCCGUGCUCCUGGACAAAAGGGCCCUAACAGAG
This is a messenger RNA of Coccomyxa subellipsoidea C-169, 918 nucleotides long. Its product is annotated as SET domain-containing protein. The record is from RefSeq and is a predicted model, not a curated record. NCBI's taxonomy places the organism in Eukaryota, Viridiplantae, Chlorophyta, Trebouxiophyceae, Coccomyxaceae. Gene Ontology annotation, biological process: peptidyl-lysine monomethylation. The transcript is spliced from 5 exons. Gene Ontology annotation, molecular function: protein-lysine N-methyltransferase activity. The annotation marks the transcript as partial.